Leptidea sinapis is the source of this 2724-nucleotide messenger RNA. RefSeq lists its product as uncharacterized. The transcript is spliced from 2 exons. The record is from RefSeq and is a predicted model, not a curated record. The coding region runs from base 310 to 1857 and encodes 515 amino acids. Lineage: Eukaryota; Metazoa; Arthropoda; Insecta; Lepidoptera; Pieridae. Gene Ontology annotation, cellular component: cytoplasm. Gene Ontology annotation, biological process: mitotic spindle organization; cell population proliferation.
GUUAAUUUAAUCCCUUUAAAAUUGUUAGAUUGAAAAUAUUCUUUAGUUCGAAAAGUUGUGGCAACAAAGUUUGUUCGUUCAUGUAAUUAAAUACAUUGAUAUAUUUUUUUGGAAGCUUGGGAUUGGAUUGCCUAUUUUGUAAAACGAAACACGUUUAACUCCUUUGAAUCAGCAAUAUAUGAAAACUUUAUCUGUUUAUUCUUCUUUGGAAUAGAAAAUGUAAAUGUACAUUAAUAAUGACAUAAAAUUAUUUUAUAUAAAAAAUAAGAAUAUUAACUUGGCAAUAUUUUGAUUACAUGUGAAAACAAAAUGAAUGAUAAUUAUAAUCCCAUUGAGAUAAAUUCCUCAUCAUUUCAUAAGUUAAAUUCCUCAAAUUGCAUUGAGUUGAUGGAUAUACAAGAUAAAAACUCAAAUACAUGUAUGAAAAAGGUACUCCUAAACACGAAUACUGCAGUAGGAAGAAAAUUUGAUGGCAGAAUUGAAAAACGAUGUGCUGCAAGUAAAGAUAUGCUGAAUGCAACUGGUUCUAUUAAAUCUGAUAUAAAUAACACAGUGAGAGAAAAGCUUGCUGAAGAUGACACACUUAAAGGACAAUUUUUGGAUAUUUUAAAGAAAGAAAAUGUUGAUAACACUGUAGAAAAUAUAGACAUGAUAAAUUUCGAAUCGUCAUUAUCAAAUAAACAAAACAAUGAUGUCGGUGAAAUAUUUAUAGAUGGAAAAACUUUUGAAUUCUUCUUAAAUCAAAAUAAAAUUAAUGUUGUUAAUAAUACUGAAAAGGAAAGUCUGCUAUUAAAAUUUGAUCCACUAUUUGCAAAAAGAGUUUCUUCAAUUGAUAAGCAUGAAGAUUUCAAUAAUGUCAAAAAAUCACAAAGGACACCUUCGACAAAUGAACCAUUCAGUAGUGAUACUGUAGAUACAAAUGGAACUAAUACUUGUAAGCCGACUAUGAUUGUGAAUCCAGCUAUUAAUUAUCUAGUAUCAACAACACCAAUAAGAGAGAAUAGACAGUUAAUAACAUUUACUCCACCCCCAGUAACUACUGUUGACCACUAUUUACUUAAUGAUAAUCCCAACAUAAGUCUAAUGGAUCUAGACAUCGCAAUACACGAAAAGAUGCAUGAACAAAUUUAUACUAAUAAUAUUAGAACACUUACACAAUAUAAGGAGAUGUUAGCUGAUAAGGAAAUAGAGUUAAAUAUGCUACGAAAAGAUACGCAAGACCUAGCAUAUAAAUUGACUGUAAUAAAAUCUCAAGUAAUGGUUAACAAACAUGAAUGUAAUGAUAAAUUAGAUAAUAUUAACAAUUUAAAUAAAAAGAUUAGGGAAGAGACUAUAAUAACUAAAAAAAUGGCCACAAGUUUAGAAGCACGCGAGGAAGCGGUUAAAUGUUUAGUAUCAGAGUUGGAGGGUGACAGGAAACGUAGAGCUGAAGAGAGAAUAAAAUUAAUUUAUGAACGCGAUGAGUUUACUGCUCAUCUCUCUAGUAUGAAACAUUCAUUUAAUGAUUUUCUUUGUAAAUAUGAGAAAAGCAAACAAACUAUUUUAGCAUUGAAAGCAAAUGAGGACAGUUAUAUGAAAUCUAUUGAGGAAUUUGAUGAGUCUGUUUUGAAAAUGCAGAGUAAUUUUAAUUUAUUGAAACAACAGACUACGUCCCAACUUAAUGAUGCCAAUCAAGAACUUGAGAAGAUCAACAAAUUGCAUGAACCAGAAGUAUUGAAAUUGAAGGCAAUGAUUAAGAUGGAGGAACUUCGUAUUAAUUCAUUGGAAGUUAUGCUGGCUCAGAAAACACAGGAAGGUGAAAAGUUGACUGCUAUUUGUGAAGAGCUUAUUUGUCGUGCUAGUGUCAAUAAAGGCUGAACGUUGAAAUAAGUAUCAGGCUUUUUAAUAGAGUGAUAGUAAAAGUAGGAUGCUGCAGUCGCUCGUCGUACCGUUUCGCUACGGUGUAUAUUUGAGCGAAGCGAAAUAAACUAGCGAAGUACAAAAACAAAACAAAAUUUAUCAAACAAGAUUUGAUCAAUCGGCUCAAUUUUUAAAUAAAUAUAAAUAGCGCGUGCUAAUUUAGAAUAAUUUGUAAAUGAUGUUUGUUUUAAUUAUAAUGAUUGAAUCAAGUCAAAAUCUGUCUAGAAAAUUUCGAAAGCUUUCUAGGAGUUAAAUUUUUUUUUAAAUCGGUCUAGAAAUGGCCGAGAAACAAUUUAACACAGAAAUCAAUUGGAGUCACCCGGUGGGAGCUCCGCUCAUCUUCGCUUCGCUCAAUAAAUUGUUAGGAACUGAUGAGCGGAUGGUAAAUCAUAAAUAUUUGUUUCGCAUUUCAGACAAUCGACCCUUUUAAUAUAUGUUCAAAAUAUAUCUUUGUUAUAUUUGCGUUAAUAAACUCAUUUUUUAACUAGCUAUGUUUCAUGUGGAAAUGACUACCUAUAUGACUGCUCUCUCUCAAAGACUCAGUGUUACCUAUAUUAACUAUUUAUAAAUUGCGAACUAAUGAAUAAUUAACUUUCCUACAUUUAGAUUGUGUUUUCAUCUUUCGUUGAUCUAUUAAUAUUUAUUUAAAGCAUGUUAUACGGCGACCUUAGAUCGUGUUCGGCUGUAAGUCACUUAUUUUUAUAUAGUAUGUUUGCGUUUUAUAUGAUGUGUUUUUGUUGUUAACCAUUAUUGUGCGGGCCAUAAUUGAUGACUUAAUAGAUUUUACGUACAUUAAAUUAAUUAAUUUUUAAUAAACGAAUAUAG